This is a messenger RNA of Drosophila sulfurigaster albostrigata, 726 nucleotides long. RefSeq names its product histone H1-like. The annotation marks the transcript as partial. The transcript has a single exon. Gene Ontology annotation, cellular component: nucleosome; nucleus. Gene Ontology annotation, molecular function: double-stranded DNA binding; structural constituent of chromatin; nucleosomal DNA binding. Gene Ontology annotation, biological process: nucleosome assembly; negative regulation of DNA recombination; chromosome condensation. The record is from RefSeq and is a predicted model, not a curated record. Lineage: Eukaryota; Metazoa; Arthropoda; Insecta; Diptera; Drosophilidae.
UUUAGUGUGAAAGUAAAGCAAAACAAAGUGAAGUGAAACAUGACAGACUCCGCAGUUGCAACAUCCGCAUCUCCCGUGGCUGCCCCACCAGCUACUCCCGCAUCUGAGAAGAAGGUGGCUGCUAAGAAAGCAGCAUCUGCAUCGAAGGUGAAGAAGCCGGCAGUUCCACCAUCACAUCCUCCAACUCAGCAAAUGGUGGACGCAUCAAUCCUGAACCUUAAGGAACGUGGUGGCUCGUCGCUUAUGGCAAUCAAGAAGUACAUCAGUGCCACAUACAAGUGCGAUGCCCAGAAAUUGGCACCAUUCAUUAAGAAGUACCUGAAGAGCGCUGUUGCCAGUGGAAAACUUAUCCAAGCUAAAGGCAAGGGCGCAUCUGGUUCAUUCAAAUUGUCUGCAUCUGCCAAAAAGGAGCCGAAGCCAAAAGCCAAGGCUGCCUCAGCGGAGAAGAAACCGAAGAAGGUCGCUGCAUCAGCAGCAGCAGCAGCAGCAGCUAAGAAGAAGGCUGCCGGCACCAAGGCCAAGAAAGCAGCAGGGUCCGCUGAGAAGAAACCAAGCAAAGCUGUAGCAACCAAGAAGACCGCUGAGAAGAAGAAGACUGAGAAAGCCAAGGCUAAGGAGGCCAAGAAGAGUGGUACAGUAAAGGCUAAGCCCACAACAGCAAAGGCGGCGCCCAAAUCGAGUGCUGCGAAAGCAAAAGCACCAAAGCCCAAGACCGCAACUGCCCAG